This is a messenger RNA of Hypoxylon trugodes, 2044 nucleotides long. Its product is annotated as amino-acid permease inda1. The coding region runs from base 142 to 1869 and encodes 575 amino acids. Gene Ontology annotation, molecular function: amino acid transmembrane transporter activity. The record is from RefSeq and is a predicted model, not a curated record. Gene Ontology annotation, cellular component: membrane. Lineage: Eukaryota; Fungi; Ascomycota; Sordariomycetes; Xylariales; Hypoxylaceae. The transcript has 5 exons. Gene Ontology annotation, biological process: amino acid transmembrane transport.
CUACUUAUCGUCGCGGAUCUAGAUUCGCCUCUGUUUCAUUUUUUAUCUCUUUUACUUCCCUCCCUAGAUUCCAAAUCAGGUACAACGACGCUAUUAUUAUAUAAAACAACGCCACACGCAUCGAUCCUUUUCUAAUUCAAUAUGGUCUCCUCUGACCCCGCUGCCAGCAAUGGCAGCAAAGACGAGAAAGAUGUCGGGAGUUAUUCCAGCCCGGUGCUCACGACGGCGGAAGGCGCCCAGCGAUCCGAGAAUUGGGCUACGCGCAAUGGUUUGAACCUCGACUCUUUUAAGAAGCGCGAUUAUGGCGCCGGGAUUGUUGAGCUCGACAGGAGUAUGAGACCGCGACAUUUACACAUGAUUGCUAUCGGUGGCUCCAUUGGUGCUGGUUUCUUCGUCGGUUCUGGUAAAGCUUUGGCUCAAGGUGGACCUGCUGCUCUUCUAAUUGAUUUCGUCAUCAUCGGUGUCAUGAUGUUCAACGUCGUCUAUGCUCUCGGUGAACUCGCUGUUAUGUAUCCUGUGUCUGGUGGUUUCUAUACGUAUGCGACUCGCUUCAUUGAUCCCUCCUGGGGUUUCGCCAUGGGUUGGAAUUACGUCUUACAAUGGGCCGUCGUCGUCCCGCUUGAACUCACUGUGUGCGCCAUCUCGAUCGCUUAUUGGAAUCCGGAUAUAAGUCCCGGCGUUUGGAUUACCGUCUUCUAUGUCUUCAUAAUCUUCGUCAACAUUUUUGGAACUCUUGGUUACGCCGAAGAAGAGUUCUGGGCUUCUCUCUUGAAGCUUAGUGCCACUGUUGUCUUUAUGAUCAUCGCUUUCGUCUGUGUACUAGGAGGUGGUCCCAAAGGUAGUCGCUAUGAUCAGUACUACGGUGCUCGCCUUUGGUACGAGCCUGGUGCAUUCACCAAUGGAUUCCCCGGUGUAUGUUCCGUGUUUGUCACUGCUGCCUUCUCCUUCAGUGGAACCGAAUUGGUUGGUCUUGCUGCUGCCGAGGCCCGCAAUCCUGCCAAGGCUCUUCCCGGCGCCAUCAAGCAAGUUUUCUGGCGUAUUACUCUGUUCUACGUCCUAGGUCUUACCUUUGUUGGCCUUUUGAUUCCCAGUGACGAUACCUAUCUACUAGAAGCGAAGGGAUCGAACGAUGUUUCCGCGUCUCCUUUCGUUUUGGUUGGAAAGUAUGCCAAUCUUAAUGGAUUUGACCACUUCAUGAACUUCAUCAUCUUGGUCUCAGUGGUAUCCAUCGGUGUGUCCGGUGUUUAUGGUGGAAGCCGUACUCUCACCGCGCUUGCCCAGCAAGGCUAUGCUCCUAAGAUCUUCACCUAUGUCGACCGUAGUGGCCGUCCCAGCUUCUCUGUUGGCUUCCUUCUCAUCUGGGGUCUGCUAGCCUACAUCAGCUUGGCUGCUGCUGGUAGCGAGGUCUUCGAUUGGCUACAGGCUGUCUCUGCGCUCGCCGCCCUCUUCACGUGGGGCUCUAUCUGUUUAUCGCAUAUCCGUUUCCGAAAGGCUUGGUUAUACCACGGACAUACUCUCGAUGAGAUUCCAUUCAAGGCUAUUGGUGGUGUCUGGGGUUCAUGGCUUGGUUUGAUCCUUGUCGUACUAGUACUUAUUGCUCAGUUCUACGUCGCAGUUGCUCCUCCCGGAGGUGGGCCUAACGGUAACCUCAACGAUGCUCAAGGUUUCUUCAAGGCGUACCUCGCCCUUCCCAUUGUCAUGGCAUUCUGGAUUGUUGGCUAUGUAUGGAAGCGUACCGGUUGGCUCCGUACUCACCAGAUCGACGUGGACACGGGACGCCGAGAAAUCGAUUGGGACGAAAUUAACGUCUAUCGUGAGCGGGUUGCCUCGCUAUCGGCAUGGCGACGUAUUCUAAACAUCGUAUUCUAGUAUGCAAGUACUACACAUAAUUGCAUUUUAUUUAGUGGUGGUGCCCUCUUUGAGUAAGGGCCUGUAGCCGGCGUAUGUAUAUACCUGAGAAAUGUAAAAAAUGGAAGUUUACAUGAUGAGAAGUCUCUAGUUGGCACCUGAUAUAAUAUAUAAUAUACCACUAUCUCCCGUCAAU